Phalaenopsis equestris is the source of this 1266-nucleotide messenger RNA. RefSeq names its product serine/threonine-protein kinase Aurora-1. Gene Ontology annotation, molecular function: protein kinase activity; ATP binding. The record is from RefSeq and is a predicted model, not a curated record. The coding region runs from base 193 to 1008 and encodes 271 amino acids. Gene Ontology annotation, biological process: protein phosphorylation; regulation of cytokinesis; mitotic spindle organization. The transcript is spliced from 9 exons. Lineage: Eukaryota; Viridiplantae; Streptophyta; Magnoliopsida; Asparagales; Orchidaceae. Gene Ontology annotation, cellular component: spindle pole centrosome; spindle microtubule; chromosome passenger complex.
UCCCCCAAGAGAGACAAACAAAAUAUCUCGCCAAACCCUUAAAACUCAAACUUCGAAACUGUUGCGCUCUUCCCCUCAUUUUUGAAUCAUAAAUUUGCUGCAGCUGGCCUGUCAAUUGGCGAUUGCCGCCGCCGUCACCGGAGAUGUCACCGAUAAACUGACUUUACUUCUCGUUAAGAAUUUCAAGUAACCAUGGAGAAAAGAUGGGCUCUGAGUGAUUUUGAAAUUGGAAAGCCACUCGGAAGAGGAAAAUUUGGUCAUGUCUUUUUGGCCAGAGAAAAGAAGAGUAAUCAUGUAGUGGCAAUAAAAGUUCUUUUUAAGAGUCAGCUAAAGCAAUCUCAGGUUGAGCAUCAGCUUCGGCGGGAAGUAGAAAUACAGAGUCAUCUCAGACAUACAAAUAUAUUACGUUUAUAUGGGUAUUUCUAUGAUCAGACAAGAGUUUAUUUGAUAUUAGAACAUGCUGCAAAAGGAGAGCUAUACAAAGAACUGCAGAAGUGCAAAUAUUUCGGUGAGAAGCGAGCAGCAAUGUAUAUUGCAUCAUUGGCUCGAGCUCUUAUCUACUUACAUGGAAAACAUGUCAUUCACCGAGAUAUCAAGCCUGAGAAUCUACUGCUAGGAGCGCAGGGUGAAGUAAAGAUUGCGGAUUUUGGGUGGUCAGUUCACACAUUUAAUCGCAGGAAGACGAUGUGCGGCACUUUAGAUUACUUGCCACCUGAAAUGGUUGAAAGUGUAGAGCAUGACGCUGGUGUAGACAUUUGGAGCUUGGGUGUGCUAUGCUAUGAGUUCCUUUAUGGUGUACCGCCGUUUGAGGCCAAGGAACACUCUGAUACAUACAGAAGAAUUGUCGAAGUUGAUCUGAAGUUUCCCUCAAAUCCCAUAGUGUCUCCAGCUGCGAAGGACUUGAUAAGCAAGAUGCUUGUGAAAGAAUCCUCACAGCGUCUACCACUCCACAAGCUACUGGAGCAUCCAUGGAUCAUUCAAAAUGCUGAUCCUCCUGGUAUUUCUUGAAACUUGAUUUUCUGGUUUGGAGGUGAGGCCCUCGAGCACAUUAAUGACAUUGGUGCAACUAGUAGAUUAGGAAUCCAGGAGCUGAUUCUCGAUUCACAUUCCUGUUUUGUUUGUCAAAAGGAGAAAAAGCUGCUAUGUUUGUAUUGCUGUAGAGUUAUUGUUUCUCCUGUUUUAAAAUUGGUUUAGUUUGAAAUAUUGAUUUUGGUUUUAGAACCUCUAAUUGACUUUCAUUCCAAGCCGGUGUUCCACCUUUAACAA